Messenger RNA from Ostrinia nubilalis (European corn borer), 1865 nucleotides. RefSeq lists its product as uncharacterized. The record is from RefSeq and is a predicted model, not a curated record. NCBI's taxonomy places the organism in Eukaryota, Metazoa, Arthropoda, Insecta, Lepidoptera, Crambidae. The coding region runs from base 654 to 1625 and encodes 323 amino acids. Gene Ontology annotation, biological process: DNA integration. The transcript has 2 exons. Gene Ontology annotation, molecular function: nucleic acid binding.
CAAUGGGAGGAGCAUAGAAAUACAUUAACGAAUUUUCCUUCAUUAGAUAUAUUUAUACAGUUUUUAAGUAACAGAGCAGAUUUAUUGGAAACAUUGCAAGAAAACAAAAAUAAUAAUACAAAUAAAAUAGAAAGUUCUAAAACUAAUUCUUACUUACAAACUACAAAUUAUAAACAAAAUAACUACAAUACUAAUAAUAAUAAUAACAAAAAAGAGACAAAAACAAAUAAUAAUAAUUUCAAAAAACCAUAUCUGUGCACUAUUUGUAAACAGAAUCAUUUCUUAUUCAAUUGUGAAUCAUUUCGUGCUCUUCCUAUUGAAACCCGUAUCCAAAAGGCGUCAGACGCCAAAGUUUGUUUAAAUUGUCUUAGACCAGGUCAUGUAGAAAAUAAAUGCAGUCUUGUGCCUUGUAAAUAUUGCAAAAAAAUGCAUAACACUCUUUUGCAUUUACAUGAAUCAAACCCCACGCCUGGACCUUCUGUCCCAAUUAAUACUUUUGCAAAUUCCACCGACAUUAAUAAGCAGAUUACUACUCCGCCACAUAUUUUGCUUUCCACAGCGAUGGUGAAGGUGCUGGACAGCAAGGGCGCCGUGCACCAGGCUCGAGUGCUGCUCGACAAUGGUAGCACGGCGAACUUCGUCACGCAGUCAUUAUGCGAUUCAAGGCAGAUACUAUCCAACCAAUCAUGGGACAGCUGCCAGCAUCUCGAACUGAGUUAGAGUACCCUUUUUUGCAUUGUUGCGUUGAUUACGCAGGUCCAGUGUUGAUAGCAGACCGUAGCGGUCGUGGAUGUCGACUCAUUAAGUCAUAUUUGGCAAUUUUCAUUUGUAGUUCGAUUAAAGCCUGUCAUAUUGAACUCGUUACGGCUCUGUCUUCUGACGCUUACUUAGCUGCUUUGAACCGCUUUAUAUCUCGCAGGGGAAAGCCCCAGAGCAUUACUUCCGAUAACGGAACAAAUUUUGUAGGCACUUACAAUGAACUGUCGAGAUUCUUGGUUCAGUCUGACCUUGAAAGCCGUGUAGCUCAGGAGGGCAUCGAAUUUAAACUCGUUCCCCCACAUAGUCCUCAUUUUAACGGUCUGGCAGAAGCAGCGGUCAAAUCAACCAAAUACCACGUUAGACGCUUGCUACAGACAACCAACUUCACAUUCGAAGAGAUGGCUACAUGCCUCGCUCAAAUUGAGGCCGUUUUAAACUCCCGUCCACUCACUCCUCUCUCUUCAGACCCCAAUGACCUUUCUGUCCUUACUCCUGCCCAUUUUCUUAUUGGACGAUCACUGUCUUUUGUGCCUCAUCCACAGAUCCCGGAGGAGACCAACAUCAACCGGCUGCAGCGCUUCAAGAGAAUAGAGCUCAUAAAGCAGCACUUUUGGAGACGCUUCUCCUUGGAGUAUGUGGCUCUGUUACAGCAGAAGGUGAAGUGGCAGUCAUCGAAGGCAGAACCAAAGAUUGGCGCUCUUGUGCUCAUCAAAGAUAGAGCUCUUCCACCACUGCUCUGGUCUAUGGGCCGAGUCAUCAAGCUCUAUCCUGGCACCGAUAAUGUGUCUAGAGUCGCUGAGCUCAAGACGAAGGGUGGCACCAUUAGAAGAGCCCUCAUUAAUUUGUGCCCUCUUCCAGAUUGUUGAAGUCUUCUCGUCUUCAGACUUCAAGCCGGGGAGCAUGUUGAGAACCCAACAACGCGCGGGAGGAGACGUGCGGGCGGCGUACAAUGACUAACGUCACCUCGGGCCGACAGCGUCAUCAUCGGCUGCGCUCGGGUCAGACACUCGCCUUUGGGACACCACCGUCGUCGCACAAAUACCGCGUACUCUCAUAAUUGAUUGUAAUUAGGCUGGCGAGAAUUACAGCAACCUAUUUUAAUACAG